Scheffersomyces stipitis CBS 6054 is the source of this 2073-nucleotide messenger RNA. RefSeq lists its product as uncharacterized. The annotation marks the transcript as partial. NCBI's taxonomy places the organism in Eukaryota, Fungi, Ascomycota, Pichiomycetes, Serinales, Debaryomycetaceae. The record is from RefSeq and is a predicted model, not a curated record. Gene Ontology annotation, biological process: lipid metabolic process. Gene Ontology annotation, molecular function: triacylglycerol lipase activity. The transcript is spliced from 2 exons.
CUUAACCAGAUCAAACCCGAUUUGAUCACAUCCAAAAGUGACUGGUAUCCCAUAACAAACAGUAUUGGAGAUACCUAUUCGACUCUGAACCACAAGAAAUACCACCGCACCAGUCUGAAGUCAGCUAUCUCUAAAUUACGAGACGAGUUCAGAUCAUCUGCGUCAUAUACCCUUCUCCGCUGGCCCAUUCUCUUCUUUGUAGGACUCUGGAUGGGUUUCCUCUGCAUAUUGUAUCUCAGCAUUCGAGUGUACGUAGCUCUUCUGGAGUACUUCUUCACAUGGACCGGAGCCCGUAAAAAGCUUCGUGACAAGUUGAGAGCUUCAAGGACCUACGAUGAAUGGAUAAACAACGCUGUCGAGUUGGACAAGUACUUGGGCUUGGACAAAUGGUCUAUAAAUCCUCGUUUUUCAUACUACGACUACAGAACUCUUAAGCUAUCCAUUUUGCGUAUGAAGGCGUUGAAGAAAGAAAACAACGACGAAGACUUAUUAGUUCUCCUCCAAGGGUGCUUGAAGAAGAACUUUGCCGGUAUUGAAAACGAACAGUUAUAUUCUCACCGAUACUACGGUUCCAAAGACCUAGUAGAACAGUACUAUAAAGAAGUGGUAGAUAGCAUAAACAAAGUCACCGAUUCGCCCAAUAUUACAACCGCUCAAAAGCGCAAGUUUUUCCGCAUUGUUCUGAAGAACUAUGGCAAGUCUGCGCUCUGUUUGAGUGGGGGAGCGUGUUUUUCGUAUAUACACUUUGGCAUAGUCAAAGCUAUGUUGGAUAACGAUUUACUUCCUUCGAUUAUCUCAGGAACUUCAGGAGGUGGAUUGGUAGCAGCGUUGACAUGUUGUAGAACUGACGAUGAGUUACGAGAGCUUCUCGUUCCACAGCUUGCUAGAAAGAUCACAGCAUGUGAAGAUCCUUGGAAUGUCUGGAUUCCCAGAUGGUGGAAGACAGGAGCCAGAUUCGAUGCCGUGACUUGGGCCCGCAAGUCAUGUUUCUUCACCAGAGGUUCCUUGACUUUCCAGGAUGCCUACAAAAGAACUGGUAGAAAGUUGAAUAUCUCUACUGUCCCAGCCGACCCUCACUCACCUGUAAUUCUUUGCAACAAUAUAACUUCACCAAACUGUAUCAUUUGGUCGUCGUUGUUAGCGUCUUCUGCGGUUCCAGGUAUCUUGAACCCCGUAGUCUUGAUGACCAAGAAUCCCAAGAGCGACGAAAUUGUGCCAUUUUCCUUGGGUAGCAAAUGGAGAGAUGGCUCGUUGAGAACUGAUAUUCCCGUGGACUCUCUCAACACCUACUAUAAUGUCAAUUUCCCCAUUGUUUCCCAGGUUAAUCCCCAUAUUGCAUUGUUUUUCUUUGCACCAAAAGGAAGUGUUGGAAGACCUGUUUCGAUUCCUCGUCGAAAGACAAAGAACGAACGUUAUGCUGUUUUGAGAGGAGGUUUCAUUGCUGCUGCAUUGGAACAGGUGCUCAAGCUUGAGAUCAAGAAAUGGCUCCAGAUAAUCAAAUCAUUGGAUUUGUUACCUCACGUCAUGGAACAAGACUGGCUGAAUAUCUGGUUGCAGACCUUUUCUGGUGCCAUAACUGUUUGGCCCAGAAUCAGAAUCAAGGACUUCUGGUAUAUCUUGAGCGAUCCUACUGAAGAGCAAUUGGAGGAAAUGAUCAUUAAGGGACAAAGAAGUAUGUUCCCAAGACUUUUGUUCAUCAAGCACAGAAACAGUAUCGAGAGAGCCAUAGAGAGAGGUAGAGCUAUCACUAGGUCGUCUUCUGAAGGUCUUGAAAAGGGAAGCGACUUCGAAGUUCACGAUGCAGAGUAUGAAGAUGAUAAUGAUGAUGAAGAGUAUGACGAUUUUGAAGGAGAUGAAACAGACAAUGAAAUUGAGUUCCAGAGACGUCUCAGUGUAUCGGAAGAAGAGAUUCAAGAAAUCGAGAAGAUGGACGAACAAGAAUAUGAUCUUAGUCCCAGCGAGGUUUAUAGCGACAGUGGCAGCACUGAUCAGAAUCAGGAUAGUAGUUUCCUCGAUAGCAUUUUCGGAAAUGGCAGUCCUAAAAAAAAAUCAAGGAGAAACACCGUUUUCUAG